This is a messenger RNA of Myotis brandtii (Brandt's bat), 766 nucleotides long. Its product is annotated as chromosome unknown open reading frame, human C4orf33. The transcript is spliced from 7 exons. The record is from RefSeq and is a predicted model, not a curated record. The coding region runs from base 104 to 751 and encodes 215 amino acids. NCBI's taxonomy places the organism in Eukaryota, Metazoa, Chordata, Mammalia, Chiroptera, Vespertilionidae.
CUAGAAUGUGUAGGCAGCUGGGCGGAGCCUAAGCUGAGUCCUCUCCUGUGAAGUCAGCUGGAUGUAGCAAGCCUGGUGGAGGAAGAGCUUCCUGUGUCUAAAGAUGGAUUUUAAAAUUGAACACACUUGGGAUGGUUCUCCAGUGACGCAUGAACCAGUGUUUGUCAGGCUGAACCCAGGUGAUGGAGGAGUGAUGUUGAAAGUUAGUGCUCCAUUUUUCAAUGAUCCUCCAGCCCCGCUUGGAGAACCAGGAAAGCCUUUCAAGGGACUGUGGGAUUAUGAAGUUGUAGAAGCAUUUUUCUUGAAUGACAUAACUGAACAGUACUUAGAAGUUGAACUUUGCCCCCAUGGACAACAUUUGGUGCUUUUAUUAUCUGGAAGAAGAAAUGUGUGGAAACAAGAACUUGCUCUAUCAUUCGAAGUGUCCAGAGGAGAGACAAAAUGGGAAGGCAGAGCUUAUCUUCCUUGGAGUUAUUUUCCACCAAACGUGACAAAAUUCAAUUCAUUUGCAAUUCAUGGAUCUAAAGAUAAAAGAAUCUAUGAAGCUCUUUACCCUGUACCUCAGCAUGAACUGCAACCAGGACAAAAACCUGAUUUAGCUGACUGGCCAGAGACAUUCAGAUUCAAAGGGUUAAUAAAUUCUUUCCCUUGCUGCUUGAGAAUAUCACCUGUGGACUUAUUACAAGAGAUAUUGGCCCCUGUGGGCACCAGGCAUGUAAGCCCAGGUAUCUCCUACACUUGCCCAAUUUGAGUCGUAUCUCUUUGA